Sinocyclocheilus grahami is the source of this 593-nucleotide messenger RNA. Its product is annotated as dehydrogenase/reductase SDR family member 7C-A-like. Gene Ontology annotation, biological process: intracellular calcium ion homeostasis. The record is from RefSeq and is a predicted model, not a curated record. Gene Ontology annotation, molecular function: oxidoreductase activity, acting on the CH-OH group of donors, NAD or NADP as acceptor. NCBI's taxonomy places the organism in Eukaryota, Metazoa, Chordata, Actinopteri, Cypriniformes, Cyprinidae. The transcript has 4 exons. The annotation marks the transcript as partial.
AAUGUGCCAGACUGUUUCAUGAAGGUGGCGCGAGGCUGGUUUUGUGUGGGCCGAGCUGGGAUAAGCUUGAAUCUCUGUAUGAUUCUCUGUGCAGUGGAUCAGACCCCAGUAAAACUUUCACACCCAAGCUAGUGCUGCUGGACUUCAGCGAUAUGGAGAACAUUUCGGAUGUGAUCACAGAGAUCGGAGAGUGUUACGGCUGUGUGGAUGUGCUGAUAUGCAACAGCAGCAUGAAGGUCAAAGCACCGGUGCAGAAUCUCUCUCUGGAGAUGGACAAAACCGUCAUGGACGUCAACUACUUCGGGCCCAUAACGCUGGCCAAAGGUGUUCUUCCGUUAAUGAUCACGAGACGGACGGGUCAGUUUGUGCUGGUCAACAGCAUCCAAGGGAAACUGCUGAACACUCACGGCGUGAGUCCCAGCAGUCUGGCCCACGAGAUCGUGAGGACGGUGAACCGGCAGAAUCGAGAGGUUCUCCUCGCCCAUCCCGUGCCGUGGGUCGCCCUCUACAUCCGCUCGCUGCUGCCCAGCUUCUUCUUCGCUGUGGUGGCCGCCGGCGUGAAGGACGGAGCCAUAGCCGAGCAGAUGAAAUAA